This is a messenger RNA of Sordaria macrospora k-hell, 519 nucleotides long. RefSeq lists its product as uncharacterized. The record is from RefSeq and is a predicted model, not a curated record. NCBI's taxonomy places the organism in Eukaryota, Fungi, Ascomycota, Sordariomycetes, Sordariales, Sordariaceae. Gene Ontology annotation, cellular component: extracellular region.
AUGAAGUUCACCACCCUCCUCGCCCCGGUCGCCAUCCUGGCCUCCACCGUCGCCGCCGACGCCGCCUCCAUCCAAACCGCCCUCGACACCAUCAACCUGUCGACGCUCAAGCUCAAGAACUACGUCGACACGUGGAACGGCAAGCUCCUGACCGUCAUCCCCAUCGUCGGCGAGAGCACUUCUCUCCUGGCCAGCAUCAACCGCGGCAAACAGACGGCCGAAGAGUCCGAGGAGCUCGACACCUUGGGCGCCCUCGGCGUUGGCGAGAAGACCUCUAAGCUCGCCACCUCGGUCAACCAGACCAUCACUACCAUCAUCACCUCCAAGCCCAAGUUCGACAAGCUCCUGCUCAGCCCCACUAUCCUCCUCAACCUCAAGCUCGAGAAGAAGGCGACCGAGGAGCUGAACGAUGUUAUUAUCUCCAAGAUCCCGGAGCUGUUCCGGGACUUUGCUAGGAGUCUGAGUGCCCCGAUCAUCGAUAGCUUUGAUGAGGCUAUUGAGACUUAUAAGCUCUUUUAG